AUGGUUAUUGGACCUGUGCUUGGCUAUUUUGAUCAAAUAAUAAAAUUUCGAAAGACGAAAUCAAGUGCUGGAUUUUCUUCGGAUACUUCUGGAAUUUUAUUAGUUAGCAGGAUAGGAAAAAGAUUCGAUAUUAUUCUUCUUUAUCAAAGUAUAAUGAUGAUAAUUGCUCAAACAUGGCUUCUUCACGAAUGCAUCAAAUAUCGAUUUCCUUCUUCUUCAAUUCAUAAUCGAAAACGUUGGUUUUGGAAUUGGCAUACAUUUACUCCGUAUAUGAUUUGUUUGGCUUCUGUGAUUGUAUUAUCAAGUGUUCCUAUGCCACAAGCAUGGCAGAAUUAUCAGAAUAGAUCUGUUGUAGGAUUUAGUUCAAUAGUUCUUAUUACUUGGUUUAUUGGUGAUGCAUUCAAAACUUUUUAUUAUACAUACACAAAAGCACCACUUCAAUUUAUUCUUUGUGGAAUAAUACAAUUAUGUGUAGAUAGUAUUAUAGCUUUGGCGUUGGAUAAUAAUAAAGAAUAUACUCAUGCACUUAUAAAUGAUGUUAUUUCUGCAUUAUGGAAUCAGCUAUCUCCAAUUUUAAUUCAUCUAGAAAUAUUAAUGAAACAAAUUCUAAAGAAAAAUUAUAUGCCGUUGGUUGGUGUCAAACUUGCGACUACGCGAAGAGUAAACCAAGGUCCUAUGAGUGGAGUUAAAGAGUUAGAUGAUUUUCUUAAUGAAAUUCAACAUAAGAUUACUACUUAUGAAAGUGUAAUUGAAUGGAUUCCCUUUGAAAGAUUAGAAAAUUUAAAAGAAAUUGGAAAAGGAGGUUUCAAUACAGUACAUUUAGCAACAUGGAUUGAUGAAAUAAGAACUAUCUCAGCUGACUAUAAUAGUAAAAAUUUUGCAGUAAAAAGAGUAUCAAAUUGUACUGUAACUCUCAAAAUUUUAAAUAACGCAAAAAAAACCCAAUCAUGA
This is a messenger RNA of Diversispora eburnea, 951 nucleotides long. The record is from the annotation of a GenBank genome assembly. Lineage: Eukaryota; Fungi; Glomeromycota; Glomeromycetes; Diversisporales; Diversisporaceae.